CAAGAGAAUUCCGUGGUAUAUUACUUUGUUAUAAACCAGUUCCUUGCGUUUGUGGUUUGUGAACAUUGGUUACAUCCUAAGACGUUGCCUAUUAUGCUCUGAAGGUAUACCAAAGUAUAAGGGCUAUUCAAGAUGGCGGAAGUGGAUCCGGAGACGCUGCUUGAAUGGCUGCUAACGGGGCAGGGCGACGAGCGCGAUAUGCAGCUCAUCGCCCUUGAACAACUGUGCAUGCUGCUGCUCAUGUCUGAUAAUGUCGAUCGGUGCUUUGAAAGCUGCCCACCAAGAACUUUUUUGCCUGCACUCUGCAAGAUUUUCCUGGAUGAAUGUGCACCAGAUAACGUCCUAGAAGUCACAGCUAGAGCUAUCACAUAUUAUUUGGAUGUUUCUGCUGAGUGCACAAGGCGCAUUGUGGCAAUCGAUGGCGCCGUUAAGGCUAUCUGCAGCCGGCUUCUCACGGUUGACCCGAACAAUCGCACUAGCAAGGAUCUCGCUGAGCAGUGUAUCAAAGUACUGGAGCUGGUAUGCACUCGCGAAGCUGGUGCGGUGUGGGAAGGCGGCGGCCUGCCCGCCGUGCUGCACUUCAUCACUCUCUAUGGCACCUCCGUGCACAAGGACACAUUGCAUUCUGCCAUGGCUGUGGUUUCACGAGUUUGCGGCAAAAUGGAGCCAGGCGACGCAAGAGUAGGCGACGCGGUGUCAUCUCUGUCAGCGCUGUUGCGGCAUAGCGACGCCCGAGUUGCCGAUGCCGCAUUGAGGUGUUUUGCUUCCCUCGCUGACAGGUUUGCCAGGGCCCAUGCUGACCCGGCUCCACUUGCUGAACAUGGUCUUAUUGAAGAGCUGGUCCGGCGGUUAGGAAGUACGGAAAGUAGCGACGACAAAUGCUUAGCGCCUUCUGUCUCCACUACGGUCAGUCUACUGUCUACUUUGUGCCGAGGGUCGGCACAGAUCACACAUGAUUUAGUUCGUCUGGAAUUGUGUUCGGCGAUCGAGGCGGCGGUCCAGGCUGACGAGCGUUGGUGCUUAGAGUGUAUGCGCCUCGUCGACCUUUUGCUCGUACUGCUUUGUGAGGGUCGACAUGCUAUACAGACUGGUUCAAAUCGCGGUGCUGGCUCAGCGUCAGGUUCCAGUAGUGGCGCGAGUGGCGAAGGCUCCAGUGGCGGCGGCACGGGUAGUACUGGCCCCAGAGGCGAUAAAUCGCAUAGACAAUUAAUCGACUGCAUUAGAGGCAAGGACACGGACGCUUUGCUAGCGGCGGUGUCCAGCGGCGCGGUAGACGUAAAUUUCACGGACGACGUGGGCCAAACGUUGCUCAACUGGGCCGCUGCGUUCGGCACCAAGGAAAUGGUCGAGUUUCUUUGUGAAAAAGGUGCCGAUGUAAAUCGUGGCCAGCGCAGUUCAUCUCUACACUACGCGGCGUGCUUCGGUAGGCCAGCCAUUGCCAAAGUGUUGCUGCGGUACGGUGCCAACGCUGAUCUCAGGGACGAGGACGGAAAGACUCCACUUGAUAAAGCUAGAGAACGUCACGAUCAAGGACAUAGAGAAGUAGCAGCGAUAUUGCAAUGUCCUGGCGAAUGGCUCGUAGUUGGCAAUCACGAUUCCCCAACCUCGUCCAAUGAAGAUGACUUUCCCGAAACUGGUGACAAAGAAAUGGCUGCUGUAUACUUAGAGCGGCUGGUGCCAGUGUUCUGUGCACGUUACCUCGGCGCAGGCGGCGCCGGCGUCCGCCGCGCGUGCCUGUCGCUUGUGCGUAAGAUGGUACACUAUGCACCGGCGCCGCUGCUGCGGGCUCUUUCCACGCGCGGCACGGCCGCGCUCUUGACGCAGCUCGUCGCUGCGGUUAUCGACAACCUCGAUGACGAUGACGGCCACCUCAUAGUACUGGGCAUAGCUGAAGAGCUGAUGGUUAAAGCGUCGGACAUCUACUUGGAGCAGUUUGCAAGACUCGGGGUCUUCAGCAAGGUGGAAGCUUUAGCUUCCGCGCCGGCCUCUCUGGCGUCUUCCGACAGUGAAAAUGCUUGUGCUGCAGGGAGUAGUGAAGACGCGAUGUGCCUAGCCAGCGGGGUAGCAUACUCUUGGGGCGAAUGGUCCGUGUGUCGCGGACGUGACGCACUGUACGUAUGGAGUGACGCGGCGGCACUCGAACUCAGCACCGGCAGCAACGGGUGGUUCCGGUUCCUGCUCGAUGGCAAGCUCGCAACGAUGUAUUCUAGUGGUAGUCCUGAGCAUCAGACUGAUAAUACUGAGAACCGCGGCGAGUUUAUAGACAAAUUGCAACGGGCAAGAGCGUCAGUUAAGAAUUCUGUACCUCAGUCUAUUCUAUCCAAGCCUGGGCCUAAUAAACUUAUUCUCGGGAAUUGGGCCUUGUCUUGCAAGAAGGAAAAGGAGCUGCACAUACACAAUACAGAUGGACAGCAGCAAACAACCAUCCUAAGGGAAGACUUGCCAGGCUUUAUCUUCGAGUCUAACAGAGGCACUAAACACACUUUCACAGCUGAAACAUUUUUAGGUCCAGAGUUAGCAAGCGGUUGGGCUGAUCGUAGAGCAGCGGCGGCCAACAUUGCCAACGCCAGUCAAAGCAGGACUCGGCUCUCGGCUAAGACAGAGGCGUUGAAAGCUCAGGUGGGCGAACGCGCUCGUGCCUUAUAUUCACGUCACUUGGCGAGCGCUGCUACUAGACAACCACGUCCCCCGGUUGCUCGACUCCGAGCUCUUCUUGCUCGAAUGCAGCGACUAGCUACACAGCCCACUGGCGACUGGCAGCAAGAACUAAACGAAGCUUUAGAACAGCUAUCUGAACUUCUCUGCGGAGAUGAGUUGUUGUCUGCUUAUGAACUACAGUCUUCCGGUCUAGCCCCGGCUUUGCUUCAAGUGCUAUCUCCUCAAGCAAAUGAUGCGCCGGGCCAAGUGAAUGAACGUGAGCGUAUAGUGCGAGAUUGGGUAUCUCGUGAGUCAUGCCGUUCGGGUGCAAUAAUGGUCGAGCGGCUCGUGAGCGUUCUCGAGAGCGUCGAACGGCUCGCCGUGCUGGCGGCCGCCGGUGCUGGAGACGUACCGCCACCAGCUGCUGGCACUCUGCAUCAUCUCACUAAGCGAAUAAGAUUGCGUGUAGAGCGUGCGGCAGAGGAUUCUUCCGAAGAGGCUUCCAAUAACAGCAAUAACGCGGGUAGAAAUCUUAAAGUAGAAGCACUAGUAACCAUACGACAACUAGAAAGAUUCUUAGCUAAGUCAGUCGCUCGACAGUGGUACGACAUGGAACGAUCCACUUUCCAUUUUGUGCAGAAAAUCAAAGCCGAAGCUCCCAUCACUUUUACGUACGAUCACGAUUUUGACGAAUGCGGUAUCUUGUACUUUAUCGGGAGCAAUGGCGGCACUUGCGAAUGGGUUAACCCGGGUGCACAUGGCCUGGUUAGCGUGUGGUCUUCAGACGGCCGACAAUUGCCGUAUGGACGUGCAGAAGAUGCCCUUUCGAGGUCCCCUGAACCUCUUAACGUGCAUACAAAUGAUGAUAGAAGGGCCUUUAUUGCAUUGGAUUUGGGUCUUCUGGUUGUGCCUUCUGCUUAUACGUUACGUCACGCUCGUGGUUACGGACGUUCGGCGCUCAGGAAUUGGCUGUUCCAAAUGUCAAUGGAUGGCGUGGCAUGGAGUACUCUUCUGGCCCACGUGGAUGAGCAGGCCCUGCAGGAGCCGGGUAGCACAGCGACAUGGCGAAUCCGCGCCGACGCACCCUACCGCUACCUGCGUAUACAACAGAACGGAAAGAAUGCCAGUGGACAGAGUCAUUACUUGUCUCUCUCUGGUCUUGAAGUCUAUGGCAAGGUGAUAAGCGUGAUCGAAACACCGCCACGUCAGAGCGGUAGCGCGGGUGCGGCUGUGGUCGGUCGGGCUACGAGCCGGCGCUGGUCGCGCGGAGCUCGCGGCCUCUGCGCCGGCGCACGUGUUAUGCGUGGCCCUGACUGGAAGUGGCGCGACCAGGACGGGCCCCAUCCUGCUAUGGGCACUGUUACAUCGGAUUUACAUAACGGAUGGGUUGAUGUCAGGUGGGACCACGGAGGUCGUAAUUCAUACCGCAUGGGCGCUGAAGGCAAGUUCGAUCUAAAGGUGGUAAGCGGGGGGUCGACCGGCUCGACGGGGGCCUCGAGCGGUGGUGCUACUGUUGCUAGUGGCGCCGGUGGCGAGGGUGCUAGAGGGGGACGCAAAAGCCAUUCCACACCUAGUCUUCCAGAUGCGACAGCCGUUGACCAUCAGGUAUCAGUAGCAUCCACGGAGCAAGCAUCCUCAGCCGAUAACAUAUCGGGCGAAGAGAUGGCGAGCAACAUGACGCGCCCGCGCAUGCACGCCACUGACCUAUCCGCCAUUAACAACUCAACGCACCACAUUAAUACUGAUCUCGCCACUAUUGUGGAAUCUCUGACUCUGGGUGCGGAGGGCAAUAACUGCAUGUCGGAUUUGGGCAAUGCUUCAUUUACAAACAUGGAAAUGGGUCCCACCAGUAUCACUGAUAUCACCAAACCAUAUCCUGCUAAGGAACCAGUUCCGGAAGGAAACGGCCAAGAGGAGGGUGCGAGCGGGGGCUUUGGCGCUUUGGCGGCGCGCUGCGAGGGCGACGCGGUGCGGAACAGCGCCAACGCGCUGUUGUCCAGCGAGCUGCUAGCGCUACCCGCCUCGCUGCUGCACUCGCUGCGCAACGCGGCCAACCGCAGCCACACGCAGUGUGAAGAUAACGAAAGUGGCGAAGGUCAAUAUGGCGACCACAAGAAAGACGGCCAAAGCGGUUCUGGCAACAUGAGCGCUAGUGAGCCAGAUCUUACUCAACAGGGUGCCGCACGAUUAUUAGAAUCAUUGGGCGUGGGACGUGGUUCCAGUGCCGGUCGCGGCAGCAAUCAACAGAGAGCUGCGCGAUCGAAUAAUCAUUCGAGUAGUCUCUUCCCGAGCUUGGUUCGACUGGCGUUAUCUAGCAACUUCCCAGGCGGACUUCUUUCGGCAGCCCAAAGUUACCCAUCGUUGGCGCCCAACGCACAAAACGCUCUUACUUUAUCUCUGACUUCCACAUCUAGUGAAAGCGAACAGGUGUCCCUUGAGGAUUUUCUGGAGUCGUGCCGAGCCCCAGCGUUGCUAACAGAACUGGAAGACGACGACGAAGCAGAUGAUGCGCUUGACAGUGACAAGGAAAACGAACCCACUUAUCAAGAAGUAUCUUCGUUUUACCAGGUGUCGCGCAACUUGCUGUCACUCAUGGAGGAAGAGGCGUUAGAGGCUGUGCGGGGAGCAGGUGUUGGCGCUGCAGGAGGUGGACCGAGGGCGAGAAGACCCUGGGAUGAUGAUUUUGUGCUGAAGCGGCAGUUCUCUGCUCUCAUUCCCGCCUUCGACCCGCGUCCUGGGCGCACUAAUCUUAAUCAAACUGUUGAUCUCGAUAUACCCCUAAACGAUAAUUCGGACGACGAAGACGCGGCAGAACCAACAGCAAGUGCUCCAAGCAGCAGCAACGAGGGCUCAACAACCACCGGUCCUGGUCGGUUACCGGCCUUGCGACUGGUGUUAAGUGCUGGAGGAGCCUCGUUACCGUUAGAAAGGCCGUCGUGGACGCUCUACAGGGCUGUGCUCGCUCUCAACGCACGACUGCCUUCGCAUGACACGCAUAGAGAUACUACUUACACACUAACAUAUAAGGAGAUAGAGGGGAUGGAGACUUUUGCAUCUUCCAGUGAUAGUGAAGAUGAUGAACCCUGUGAUCCAGAACGCAAUAUAGUAGGCGCAGAAGGGCCCGAGGGUGCAAUGGCGACUUGUUGCGUGCGCGUGCUGAAGAGAAUUCGAGCUGCAGCACCCGACCUGCCUGCCGAGGCCUUCCUUUCCACGAAACUCACUAACAAGCUGCAUCAGCAACUCCAGGAACCUUUGGCUUUGGCAGCUGCAGCUACACCACAAUGGUGUCAGCAGCUAAACGAUUGGUGUCCAUUUCUGUUCCCCCUCGAGACUCGGCAGAUGUUCUUCGCGUGCACUGCUUUCGGUACAUCUAGAACUAUUGUUUGGCUUCAGGCGCAACGCGAUCGAGCGUUGGACAGACAAAGGGCCGGCAACACAGUGUCGCCUAGGCGUGCAGAGUUGGAAGCUACGGAAUUCCGCAUGGGCAGGCUUCGACACGAGCGAGUGCGGAUACCACGCCAGCCAGACUUGCUAAAAUCAGCAAUGCAGGUGAUGCGUGUACAUGCGGGGCGUAAAUCUGUAUUAGAAGUUGAGUUCGCUGGCGAAGAAGGUACGGGGCUUGGGCCUACGCUGGAGUUCUAUGCGCUGGUGGCGGCCGAGCUGCAGCGUGCAGACCUCGCCAUGUGGCUGCACGACACCCCACACCCUGACGACGAUCUCGCGCCGCACCAUCUCGCGUUGCCCGAUGAGAAACCUCCAGGUUACUACGUGACGCGCGCAGGUGGGCUCUUCCCGGCGUCACUCCCUCAAGACUCUCCUAUCUGUGAUAAAGUUUGCAAAUAUUUCUGGUUCUUAGGAGUAUUUUUAGCUAAGGUGUUGCAAGAUGGGCGUUUAGUUGAUCUCCCGUUGUCGGAACCAUUUUUGCGUCUAAUGUGCGGUGAAGAACUGACUACGGAACACCUCAAGGAAGUUGAUCCUAUUCGACAUAGAUUCCUUGAAAGUCUACUAGCGGCGGCAGAAGAAUACGACGCGAUAACUCGCGACAAUUUGCUAACUCUAAUAGAACGCGAUGCAAUGAUCGCGGCACUGCGCGUCGAGUGCGCCAGCUUCGAAGAGCUGUCAUUGACAAUGACGCACGUCGCGUCACACGCUGAUCCGGCCAUUGCUGUGCAGCCGCUCUGCGAUAGUGGAGAGCACAUUGAGGUCGGUCCGCACAACGCACGCGCGUACGCAGAAGCGAGCGCGCGCUGGAUCGUGCGUGAAGGCAUCCGCCGUCAGAUCGCGGCGUUCCGGCGCGGCUUCGCCUGCGUCUUCCCGCCUCGGCGCCUGCGCGCUUUCUCGCCGACCGAGCUGCGCCUGCUGCUCUGCGGCGAGCGCGGCCCUGCCUGGACCAGGGAGCAUCUCCUGCAGUACACUGAGCCCAAGCUUGGCUACACUAGGGACAGCCCCGGUUUCCUGCGCCUGGUGGACGUAUUGGUGGAGAUGUCGUGGCGCGAGCGUAAAGCGUUUCUGCAGUUCGCCACAGGCUGCAGCAGCUUGCCGCCUGGCGGCCUCGCCAACUUGCAUCCUCGUCUCACGGUCGUGCGGAAGGUCGAGGCUGGCGACGGGUCGUAUCCAUCAGUGAAUACUUGCGUUCACUAUUUGAAGCUUCCUGAAUAUACUUGCAAGGAGGUGCUUCGCGAGCGACUUCUCGCCGCGACCAACGAGCGUGGCUUCCAUCUCAACUAGACAUGUGCGCUAGUGAUGUUUAAUUCAUUUUACCAAUCGGAAUUGUAGAAGAUUCGAUGUACUGGAUUGUAUAAAGUAAUGCUGAUUACAAACUAAUGGCCGAUAUAUUGUAGACCUGGAAAUAUCUUACUUGCCUUUGGAAUGUAUUGCAGCUUUUUAUAUCAGCAUUUUAUAUAGUAAAUAUUAGGAAUGGCAUCUAAUGAACUUAUGGUAUUUUGUGUCUUCUAAUCUCUAUUGAAUCUUGUACAAAGUCGCAAGCCAAGAAAAUAUAGUGAUUGUAUUUUUCAAAACCAACUACCUUUUUAAUCGCAAAAUCGUGUAAUUCGUAUUUGCUAGUAGUUACGAAGUUAUAACAUUCUUGUGCGUUUUAUGAAUGUUCUAUUUACUUAUUGUUAUUUCAUGAUACAUUUUUAGGAACACGUUUGUUUUGUAAAUUUGAAACAUUAUUGAAUUCUUCUCACGUUUCAGGUUUUUUAAAUUGUACUGAAUAUAUUGAAUCUUCAUUUGCUUUGAGUAAUUUUAAGGUUUAAACUAAAAGAGGCUUCUAGUUGCCGAGUGUGUUUUGACCUAGAUUAGAUUUUUGUGAUGUUUUGUUCGGUAACAAUGAUAUCCUAAACUAUAAUUAGCACAACAAAUAAAUACACGUUUAAGUGAUGAACGUGUCUAUAUUUACAUCGGAACUUGUUGGAAAAUAUCUCCCGUUUCUGGGAUUAUUCGGGACUUAAGUGUAAAAAUUCAAACAGAAAGGAAUAUUUUUAAUUACUAAAUCAGGAGUAAUUUCGAAUUCUAGACAAACGCUAAGAUAUUGACCCUUCUAUGUCACAGGCGCUGCCGAUUUUCUCACUCUUUUCCCCGAAUUUGUUUAUAUCGCUAUACUUUAUUUUUAUCGAUGUUUGCGUUAUUAAGUAUGAAAAUGAAUAUUGCAGCAAAGUAUCUUUCUCGUGUGUGGUGGAUAUCUAUCUAUUAUACUCUGUUGACAGCGACAACUUUUUGAUCUUAUUUCUACUUUAUAACUUUUUCUUUUUUAUGAGUUUGUUUCGUUUGUAGAUUGUGUCUAUUAGGUAGCCGCAAAGAAAAAUCUUUUGGAAGCCAGUUACUAUUUAUGUGCUCCUGAUCAGGGAGUAACAUAAAAGAAAUACCGAAAAUUUAAAUAUAUUUUGACAGGGACUAUUAGCAAUGGUCAAAGAAGUAAUCAUCGAUACAAAUCUUUACAAUCAAAGUCAUUAGAUAAUUUAUUUACUAUUGAUACAUUCGAUGUAGUCCUUGUCGGUUUAUACAGAGGUAUUUGUUAUCAACGCGAAACUUUACAUAACACGGCAUGCAUAUCAUUAAAACUUUUGGCUUUCGACUUUCAUAAGUUCACUGAAAAUGUCUUCAUAUGAGAGUUCUAUGGAUUUAUUGUACUUUCCAGUAAUAAAAAAAAUGUGUGAGUUCCCUAAAAUAGUAGAACAUAAGUUAAUUUUAAUAAGAAUGCCGUGUUAUGAGGUUUCGGCUCCGUAAUAUAUAAACUAACUCUGUAUGAGCAUCGCAUUGUUUAGGACUGAAAUCAAAGUGAAACAAAAAUGUCAGGGUGUGAGACACUUUAGAAUUGUAUGAAUUAUAUUUAGCUAUGUUCCUUUAGUUAAAUAAUUUUGUCAACUAAAAGUUGGUAUUGUGAUUUAUAAUAUUAUAUAAAAAUAUUGUACGAAUUAAAAGAUAUAUAGUUUAAAUUGAAUAGGAAUUUAGAUUAAAAUUAUUAACAUAUAUCAUCUUGUAGU
This is a messenger RNA of Hyposmocoma kahamanoa, 9122 nucleotides long. It is a transcript of the gene Ufd4, whose product is annotated as E3 ubiquitin-protein ligase Ufd4. Gene Ontology annotation, molecular function: ubiquitin protein ligase activity; protein binding; metal ion binding. The transcript has 46 exons. Gene Ontology annotation, cellular component: nuclear speck. Gene Ontology annotation, biological process: anatomical structure development; proteasome-mediated ubiquitin-dependent protein catabolic process; protein K63-linked ubiquitination. The record is from RefSeq and is a predicted model, not a curated record. NCBI's taxonomy places the organism in Eukaryota, Metazoa, Arthropoda, Insecta, Lepidoptera, Cosmopterigidae. The coding region runs from base 133 to 7365 and encodes 2410 amino acids.